This is a messenger RNA of Puccinia graminis f. sp. tritici CRL 75-36-700-3, 1461 nucleotides long. RefSeq lists its product as uncharacterized. NCBI's taxonomy places the organism in Eukaryota, Fungi, Basidiomycota, Pucciniomycetes, Pucciniales, Pucciniaceae. Bases 1 to 1461 code for a protein of 486 amino acids. The transcript has 2 exons. The record is from RefSeq and is a predicted model, not a curated record.
AUGUCAAAAUCUGAAUCCUCUCAGCCUACCCUGCUCUCCGUACCAGCACUAGAACUCAGUCAACGCAUUGCGGUGGAAGUACCCAAGUCAGAUCCUCCGAGCAAAACUCAAGAGCCUAGUCAUCUUGAUCCACUACCUGUCAAAGCAACGGACUUGAUGGAAUCUGAAAUGACACCACCAAAUCAUCUUGAAAACGUUCUGACAGAAGAAAACCUAGCUGCCACCCAAACUUCUGACACAUCAGCUUCCAGCGAACAUGUCCCCGUAACCGACCCAACCUUUGAUCCACCAGCUCUGCUCAAGAAAUCCUCAGCCGCCAACUCAACUUCUGAUGAACCAGCUCCCAUCGGCUCAAAUUCUGACACACCAGCUCCCAACAAAAAUGUCCUAGUCACCGACCCGGCUUUUGAUCCACCAGCUCCACUCAAGGAAUUCUCAGCCACCAACCCAAUGUCUGAAGAGCCAGCUUCCCUCGACUCAACUUCUGACACAUCAGCUUCCAGCGAAGAUGUCCCCGUAACCGACCCAACCUUUGAUCCACCAUCUCUGCUCAAGAAAUUCUCAGCCGCCAACUCAACUUCUGAUGAACCGGCUCCCCUUGAGAACGCCACGAACCCAGAACUAGAACCCAAGUGUCUUGAAUACCAGCCAGAUCAAAAUCCAAUUCUAGAUCCACUAGGUGGCAUUCCCAAUGCUGAGGCUUCCAAUCAGUCAAAUACGCCACAAUCAACUGCUGAAAUAAGAAAGGAUGAUCUACCACCUUUCACUUACUUAUCUGGAUCUCCUCAGCCCACCGAACCACAUCCUUGGUCUCAACAGCGGCAUAUAUCAACCAGUCCUGACAGAACACCUUUCAACUCACCCCUGCCGUAUGACACGCCUCACCAAUCAAAACAUGCGACAGUUGAUUCUCUAGAGCCUCAAACUGUUAAUCCUCUUGAGAUAUUCUUUCCAGAAAAAAAUCACUCAUUUCCCCCAGUUGAUGAAAUCCCCCUUGGUGAUGACACAUCAAAUCCUUCCAAUACUUCAAAAUCACUAUCGCCAAGGGUUAGACAAUCAAAAGGAGCGGCCGAAAAUACUAGCCAAACAUUGGACGUUGUUGUUGACCCAUUGAUCCAUUCCAAGACCCAGAAAACAUCGACAUUUCGAUCAGAAAAUAUGUUGUCCAACAAGCAACUUAUUUCCCGUAAGAAACGACGCGCCAAAGAUACUAGCGAAGAUCAUACUCAGCAAGCAUCGGGUAAACGUCCAAGGAAUCUCAGGGAGGAAUCGGUUGAUGAUCCACAAGAUGAUGAGGAGGAAUUGGUUGAUGAUCAACAAGAUCAUGAGAAGGAAUUGGUUGAUAAUCAACCAGAUGAUGAAGAGACUACAAAUUAUGGCAGUCCAGUUGAUAUUAAAAUACGCCACCGCAAUCAACGACCUCAGCCAAGCAAGACCUCAACCAGCAUCACACUUUUAUAA